AUGGUUAGCGAUGACACGCUGAGUAUGGCAGCGUCGCUGUCAUCGCGCGCCGCGCCCGUCGUUGCACGGUCGACCUCGAUAUCGUCGGGAGCUAUUGCGGGGGCGACAAUUGGCUCGGUCGUCGGCGCCUCGCUGAUCUUUCUCUGCCUCUUGCCUUUUAUCCUUCGCGCUAGGCGCCAGAGAGCAGCACGCCUCCGAGACGGAGACCAAGAGGCCGAGGAGAUAGGGAAUUUACCUGCGGCCUCUUUCUUCCCACGCCCUCAUUUCGGGGAUGCCUUCCUUAGGAAUCAUUUUGCCCCGGGGUCCGGUCCUGGGCCCAGCCACACGCCCACUUCCGUGAAAGAAUUUGAUGUCGAAGGGGGCCCGGACAGCCCUUGCCAGAAUGAAUCGUCAAUUGAGAAUCCGCAGCAACUGUCGAAUCCGCCGGGAGUCUAUGUUGAACAUGGCCUUCCCUCACCUAUCUCGCCUCCACUACCAGCUACCGCCAGCUUCCCCCCGCCCUCUGGCUGGGUAGGGGGCCGUUCACCUACCGCGGAUGCCGAAGCGUCUGCCCCGACUUCGCCAUUGCAACCGUCCAGUGAAGUGCCUGGACUUGAUGCCGCAGCCGGCUUCAGGGAUCAGCGUACGGGUUCAUAUGGCCCCCAGGCCGCCACUUUGCUGCCCGAAGGCAUCACCGAGGAACCGGAAGCCAUUGUGCCAGGCGGUGCGCUGCAACGUCACUCAAGCAGGCGAUCCAGCCAUCUCUCGGAUACCGUUCGACAGUUAGCACGCCGGGCGUCCGCCGCCAUUCGCCGAGCCAGUACCACGUCGACCGGCGAACGGAGUAUGGCCCUUCGCUCCCCGUCAAUUGACCCGGGAGAUAUUCUGGAACCGACGAUGUCAGCGCCGGCGACAUUUGAGCCAGUAGAUACAGAAGCUCGGGGCGAAGCAUACUCGUAUUAUCACGAUGUUGAUGGCCUCCCCGCGCCGACUGGCCCGUAUGGACCACCACCACUAUCCAUCUCCACUUCAUGUGCACCGCCUCCGCCACCUGGACAAGCCGGAUUUUUCACGUCUCCCACACAGAUCCCAACUGUAACUCCAAUCAGCCCUGUGUCCCCGGUCGCAAGGCAUGUGGGGGAUAUCCCGGCUGCGCAUGAAUUCUCCCAAUGGGCGGCCUCGGGCGAUGAUAGCCGGGGGCUGCCGGAUCUUAAGUCGCCAUCACUCCGUAAGAAACGGGCAUUUCCAGAACCAAUCCAGCGGAUGGACAGUCUUCCCCUUCAAGGCUUUAUGUCGGACAUUCCAAGUCCACCUCUACCUCCGAAGGCCGAACCAAGCGUGAAUCCAAUGGAUAUCAUGAAACCGAGCACCGAUACCGAGAUGGGAUGGAUGGUGAACCAGGAGUUGGUGAAGAUGGCCAGCUCUCCACCUCCUCCCGCGGACCAAGCUGCCGGUGCCAUGCUCGAGCCACCUGGACAGCCAACGCCAGACCCUACCCCCGACCCCACGCCCGAGCCGGAAUCCAAGCCACCUCCCGAGAUCGAGAUCAACGGGCAAGACGUCCAGAUGAGAGAAGCUUCUGUGUGGUCAACGCCACGUCCCUCGUCCGGUAUUUCGAAUUAUACGAGCCCUGAUAACACUCCGGACUCGCGACCCACGCCAUACACCAACACCCCUUCCCCGAGAUCGAACGAUGGAGGCAGCUACAAGCCAGACUCAUCUCCUCGACUGUUCCCUUGCGAGGAAUGCCACCGAGUAUUCGACCAGUUCCAUAAGCUCAACCAUCACAAGAGAUACCACGAGCGGCCCCACGAGUGUCCUCACCAGGGCUGCAGCUUGAAGUUCGGUACUAAAACCCACCUGGACCGCCACAUAAACGACAAGCAUAAUAAGACGAGGAAGUACUACUGUACACAGCAGGGUUGCCCCUAUUCCAGACAGGGCGGCAAAUCAUUCCCUAGGAAAGACAACUGGAGGAGACAUAUGGUGAACAAGCACAACCUGACCAAUAUUGCCGACCCUGGAGUGGAAUACGUGGACGAGGUCGUCAUGGGUGGAACCUGA
Messenger RNA from Phialemonium atrogriseum, 2043 nucleotides. RefSeq lists its product as uncharacterized. Bases 1 to 2043 code for a protein of 680 amino acids. Gene Ontology annotation, biological process: regulation of transcription by RNA polymerase II. Gene Ontology annotation, cellular component: chromatin; transcription regulator complex; PcG protein complex. Gene Ontology annotation, molecular function: RNA polymerase II cis-regulatory region sequence-specific DNA binding; DNA-binding transcription factor activity, RNA polymerase II-specific. The record is from RefSeq and is a predicted model, not a curated record. Lineage: Eukaryota; Fungi; Ascomycota; Sordariomycetes; Cephalothecales; Cephalothecaceae. The transcript has 2 exons.